UCGCGGGCAGUUGCGUGGCAGAGCCGCGCCGCCAAAACUUCUGUAGCGCGUUGUUUUUUUACUUUUCCUCUACACCACCUUCAGCGUUGAGCAUCCUCUCCAGCUUUCACAAGCAUACUGUAGCAUACACCUAGUUUUCGUCCUAUCUUCUUGUAGUUGGCUAUCCGAUUACCCCAUUGUUUUGUCUACUGCUAUACCCUGCAAAACCCACACCGACUCCGCCUAUCGCGCCGUACAGCACACCUCACUCGCUCAGUGUUGACACCCCGCCCCCCACACUCUCCCAUCUUACACACUCGCCAUGGUUCUCAUUGAGAAUCAAGAGUACCUCUGCGAAGAGGAGAAACGCCUUAAGCAGGACCGCGAGCGUACUGCCUACUGGAAAAAAUGGGGACCCUACACUGCUGAGAGGCAGUGGGCAACAGUCCGCGAAGAUUACUCCCAUGAUGGAGACGCAUGGAGCCACUUCACGCACGAUAUGGCACGAUCGCGUGCUUUCCGAUGGGGCGAGGAUGGCAUUGCUGGUGUCUCAGAUUCCCAUGGUCUGCAGAACAUUGCCUUUGCCUUCUGGAACGAGAAGGACGACUUCCUGAAGGAGCGACUAUUUGGUCUCUCGAAUCCACAGGGAAACCAUGGCGAGUCGCUGAAGGAGUGCCAUUUCCACUUGGACAACACACCAACUCAUUCAUACAUGAAGUUUCUCUACAAGCUACCUCAGCGCCCGUUCCCUUACGAAGACCUCAUCAAGACCAACGCGGAGCGUAGCAGGCUCGAGAACGAAUACAACCUUGUUGACACUGGCAUCUUCGAUGACGACCGGUACUGGGACAUUUUCAUUGAGACGGCGAAGGAGGCAGACGAUCCUGACGAGCUUCUGUUCCGAGUCACAGCAUAUAACCGUGGGCCGGACCCAGCACCUCUUCACAUCGUACCUCACGUUUGGUUCAGAAACACUUGGGCAUGGGGUCACGAGGAUCCGAAGGACAAGCCAUCUAUCCGCCAGGUUGGCCCAACGACAGCGCAAUCGAAACACCACAAGCUCGGAGAGCACUUUUUCCAGCUUUCGCCAUCUCCGGGUACAGGCUCAAGUGGCGAAGACAUUCAGCCAGAGCUUCUCUUCACAGACAACGAUACCAACUACAAGGGCCUCUGGGAUGUCCCGAACAAGACUCCGUAUGUCAAAGACGGUAUUCAUCGCCGAAUUGUGGACGAAGAACUGGAUGCUGUCAAUCCCAACCAUGUUGGCACCAAGUGCGCAGCCUGGUACGCAUUCGACGAAGAUGAGGGUGUUCAGCCAGGCGAAUGUGCUGUUGUUCGUUUCAGGUUUUCCAAGAGGAACGACGGCUACCUCGACGAAGAGCUCUUUGAUGACAUUGUUGAACAGCGCCGUGCCGAGGCGGACGAGUUCUACCACCGCAUCAGCCCUCUUCCUAUGGCAGACGAUUUGCGAAACAUUCAGCGUCAGGCGUUCUCAGGAAUGUUGUGGUGUAAACAAUACUACCACUUCAUUUGGGACCAGUGGGCUAAUGGCGACCCUGGAAUGCCUCCUCCGCCCCCAAAUCGCAAGGCAAUUCGGAAUAAAGAGUGGAAGCACAUGUACCUGGACGAUAUCUUGUCCAUGCCAGACUCUUGGGAAUACCCCUUCUUCGCAGCAUGGGACAGCGCGUUUCACUGCAUUCCUCUGGCCAUGAUCGACCCAGAUUUCGCGAAGAAGCAGCUCGACCUCUUCACUCGUGAGUGGUACAUGCAUCCCAAUGGCCAACUACCAGCGUACGAAUGGAACUUUGGCGAUGUCAACCCUCCUGUCCAUGCUUGGUCGCUUUUCAGAGUCUUCAAGAUCGAGCGAAAGAUGUACGGCCGCGAAGAUUUCGACUGUCUUGAGCGAGUCUUUCAGAAGCUGUUGCUAAACUUCACCUGGUGGGUCAACCGCAAGGACGCUGACGGCAAGAACAUCUUCGAGGGUGGUUUCCUUGGACUUGACAACAUCGGCAUCUUCAACCGAUCUGAUCCUCUGCCAACCGGAGGUGUUCUGGAACAAGCCGACAGUACUGGUUGGAUGGGUUUCUAUUGUCUGAACAUGCUCAACAUCUGUUUGGAGCUUGCGAAGCGUCGUCGUAUCUACGAAGACAUGGCCUCGAAGUUCUUUGAGCACUUCAUCAUGAUCAGUGAUGCUAUGCAAUACCGUACCGGUGGAGAGUCGAAGCCCCUUUGGAACGAGGAAGACGGCUUCUACUACGAUGCCAUCUCUUGGGGCGGCCCUCACAGCCAUCAGAUGCCUGUCCGAUCCUUGGUUGGUCUCAUCCCUCUCUACGCCACACUGACUUUGGAGCCCGAAGUCAUCAACAGAUUUCCGAACUUCAAGAAGCGAGUGGAAUGGUUCAUCAAAAACCGACCAGAAACUGCAGAACGCAAUAUUGCUUCGAUGAAGAAGCGUGGCAAAGGCAACCGCCUGCUAUUGUCACUUGUCAGCGAAGAUCGUUUGAAGCGAAUAAUGCAACGGAUGCUGGACGAGGACGAGUUUCUUGCGGACCACGGCAUCCGAUCUCUCUCUAGGUUUCACAAGGAUAAUCCAUACUCUAUGGACGUCAACGGCCAGAACUACCAAGUCACCUACCUCUCUGGUGACUCAGACAGUGGUCUUUUCGGCGGCAACAGCAACUGGCGUGGUCCCAUCUGGUUGGCGGUCAACUUCCUUUUAAUUGAGUCUUGCCAGCGCUUCCACUUGUACUACGGCAACGACUUGCAAGUGGAGUGUCCUACAGGAUCGGGAGACUUUAUGCAUCUUGGCCAUGUCGCCGAAGAGCUGCAGCAUCGUCUUCAACAUUUGUUUGCUCGCGGAGAUGACGGUAGAAGAGCCAUCAACGACGGCAACGAGAUGCUAGACUUCGAUCCAAACUGGAAGGACUACAUGUGGUACCACGAAUUCUUUGACGGUGACUCUGGACGCGGUUUGGGAGCGACUCAUCAGUGCGGUUGGACUGGUCUCAUCGCAAAGAUGAUUCAUGACACAGGCAUGACUUGUCGACUUCCGCAGACUCCUCGCACGCCAACAAGUGGUGCCGCCCACUACUUUGACGAUAUGUUCACCAUAACGGGCAAGCCGAAGAAACCCGCUCAUCUCCGUCGGUCGUCCACGAGUCGAUCGAUUGGCUUCCGAAGUGACUGGGAGACAUCGACCAAUGGCGAUGAGGACGAAGAGACCACCCCUCAUAGGCGCAAGAACUCGGUCGGCCAUAUGGACGAGGAGGCGAUCAAGCAGAAGCAGUUGGUUGAAGAGCGAUUCAACCACUACAUCAGCGGCCAGCUCGAGCGGGUCAAGACGGGCUUCCAAGAAGUUGAGGCCGACGAGUUUGAGGCUACAAUGGAUGGUCCGUCAGAGAAAAAGCCAUCCAGGGGUCGUCGCUCGAAGGCAGAUUACUUCGAGCAGGAUGAGUACUUCAGCAAGUAAUCUGGAUGCAAUAGCGGUGAUGUGAUGGCAAGAGAGAAAGUUGACGGGGGUUUGGUGGCAAAAGUGUUCGAGGGGCAGAGCCCGAAGACAUGCAUCCUAGACGUUGAGUAGGCUUAGACAAUCAUGAUAUCCUCCUUUAUUUCGAU
Dothidotthia symphoricarpi CBS 119687 is the source of this 3594-nucleotide messenger RNA. RefSeq lists its product as uncharacterized. The record is from RefSeq and is a predicted model, not a curated record. NCBI's taxonomy places the organism in Eukaryota, Fungi, Ascomycota, Dothideomycetes, Pleosporales, Dothidotthiaceae. Gene Ontology annotation, biological process: oligosaccharide metabolic process; protein N-linked glycosylation. Gene Ontology annotation, molecular function: Glc3Man9GlcNAc2 oligosaccharide glucosidase activity. Gene Ontology annotation, cellular component: endoplasmic reticulum membrane. Bases 302 to 3448 code for a protein of 1048 amino acids. The transcript is spliced from 7 exons.